Molecule: messenger RNA, 6162 nt
Organism: Sphaerodactylus townsendi
Lineage: Eukaryota; Metazoa; Chordata; Lepidosauria; Squamata; Sphaerodactylidae
Gene: NARF
Product: nuclear prelamin A recognition factor
Exons: 12
Coding region: 368-1747 (459 amino acids)
Cellular component (GO): lamin filament
Molecular function (GO): lamin binding
Source: RefSeq, a predicted model, not a curated record
ACGUGACAGCUCUCAGGUCUACAAUGAACGCUUGCAAACGGCAGGGGCGGAGGGAGGAGAAACAAGGUUACCCCCAAAAUAAGAGGAAAAAAGAAAGAAAGGUCGUGUCCUCCUUUGGAGCCGUUCAGGACCCCGUUACUUGUGCUCUGGAUUGCUUUUAAAUGGUGAUAGCGGCGUGCAUCAGUCUCUAGCAGCGGUGCUAUUUCAUUUCAUCUAGUGAUGCCAUUUGUGACUUAAGCGAAUUAUGCUUCAAGGGAGCUGGACUGUCUAGGCAGCGUUUUCCUCUUCUCGAUCUCUUUGAUACAAAUAUAUGAGAACCAGCAGGUUUUACCCAGCACACCAAAGACAGUAAUACAAAGACCUUCAAAUGAAGUGUGAAAACUGCACCAAAAAGGAAUGUAGUAAAAAACCGAAAAAUGAUGAACAACAAAGUAUGCGAGCUGAUGUUCUCAAUUCAGAUGAAGAAAAUGAAGAGAAAAGUGAAUUCCAUAAAUUGGCUAAUGCAAAAAUAUUCCUCAGUGACUGCCUAGCUUGUGAAAAUUGCAUAACCUCAGAAGAAGCUGUCAGAGUUUUCCAGCAGAAUCAGAAGGAGCUCUUCCAGGUACUAAACCUUAACAAGAAAUGUGAUACCUCAAAACACAAAGUGGUGGCCGUGUCUAUAUGCCCUCAGUCCUUGCCUUAUUUUGCUGCUAAAUUCAAUAUCUGUGUAACUGAAGCAGCCAAGAGGCUUUGUGGUUUCCUCCGCAGUCUUGGAGUACAUUAUGUCUUUGACACCACAAUAGCUGCUGAUUUUAGUAUUCUGGAGAGCCAGAAGGAGUUUGUGCAGCGGUACCGCCAUCAGAGUCAAGAAGAAUAUGCCUUACCAAUGUUUGCUUCUGCUUGCCCAGGCUGGAUACAGUAUGCCGAGAGAGUCCUUUCCAGUCUAGUGACUCCAUAUAUUUGCACUGCAAAAUCACCACAGCAGAUCAUGGGCUCCCUCGUAAAGGGUUAUUUUGCCAAACAGCAGAAUCUGUCUCCUGAUAAAAUUUUUCACGUAAUUGUGGCACCUUGCUACGACAAGAAACUGGAAGCUUUGCGAGAAGACUUCUACAACCCCUUGUAUAGCUCGCGUGACGUUGAUUGUGUUUUAACAUCAGGUGAAAUCUUCCAAAUAAUGGAACAGAGAAAAACUUCUUUGAAAGAAGUAAAAGAAGUGGCCUUCGAUACCCUGUUUGGUGGAAUAAAAGAAGGAGAGUUAAUCCGGCAUGAUGGAAGGAGGUCAGAUGGUUACCUGGAACACAUAUUUAAGCAUGCUGCCAAGGAGCUGUUCGAUAUUGAUGUGAAGGAAAUCACAUACAGAGUAUUAAAAAACAAAGACUUCCAAGAGGUCACACUAGAAAAAGAAGGAGAGACAGUGUUGCGCUUUGCUGCAACUUAUGGAUUUCGAAACAUCCAAAACAUGGUUUUAAAACUGAAAAAGGGAAAGUGUGUCUACCACUUCGUAGAAGUUUUAGCUUGUCCUGGAGGAUGCUUAAAUGGAAAGGGCCAGGCUCAGACUGAAGAUGGAAAACCAGACAGAGCACUUCUCCGUCAGAUGGAGGAUGUAUAUGCUGCUGUUCCUGUCCAGCUUCCUGAAAACAGCGAGCACGUGCAGAAGCUUUACCAAGAGUGGUUGGAAGGGAUUGACUCCACCCGGGUUAGAGAAACAUUACACACUAAAUACAGCAUGGAAAAACCAACUGCCAACAGUUUCGAUAUCAAGUGGUGACCAAUCAGAUUACAAGACUUGCAUAAGGUUUUUGGUACAUUCAGCACUGGCACCUUCUAUGCAACAGGAGAUCUGAGGCACUAUGAAUUAAGAACUGGGGCUGCCUUUAUUCCCAUUGAGACUAGGUAGGAUCACAGUGUUCCUUAGCCCUUGCAUAUUUGGAAUGUCUUUAUUUAAUCAAAGCCUGAUAUUGUGAGUAUGUGUCUCCAGGGAUCUUUUGUAAGGCACAGGGAAUCCCUCAGCGUAGAGCAGAGGUACACUGCAGUGGAAGGAGCAUAGCAGAAUCAGUGCAUGUUGUCUGGUGCUUUGAGUCUGAAUUUUUCGUACAAAGUCCUUUGUGCCAAAAAUGAUUUACCAUGAAUUUCGUUGUUCUCAGAAGGUACUGUGUUGUGUGACUUUGUAUCAUUACCAAACUCUAACUCAUAAGUUAUCAAAAUAUGAUAGAACAAACCAGUUAGUGGUAUAAUUCUUUACCGUACCUCAACAAAUCCACUUUACCGUAUUUUGGGAUAUUUGAGAGUUGUCACUAGAAAAUCUAGAAAGAGGGGUAAUUAUUUUCUUUAUGAGCUUUAACUUCAUUUCUUUAGAGGAAAUGUUCUCUAUUUUUGUUGUCAUGUUUUAUUGGCAUUUCUAGCCUGCUUCUGAAUGUUGAGAUCUUGGCCUUUGAGAGAGACAUGGGUAGGCAACAAGCCUGGAUCUUGAACAUUUUAUCUGUUUUUAGCAGUUCUGGAUGAUUAAUUAAAGAAACCAAAAGGUAAGAUAGCAAUAAAUGUGGGGGACAGGAAAAUCACUGGGCCAAAUGUGGAGAGUAUAGCUAAUCUAUAUGGGAGAAGUCGUUCAGACACAAAGACCUCUGAACUGAAUCCAGAAUCUCUGAAAAUGAAGGUUGGCCUCCUCCACCAAUCUGUUUUCCUAUACUGAGGCCUGCCUAAUGCCAAGUCUGUAUCACACAGCUCCUUAGGUAAGAACUGAUUGUCCAGCUUCUUACACUGGUGAUAAUCCCAUUCUGUGGGUUGGAGAUUUUUCUGAUGAUGGCCAGGCCCUGAUCUUGACAGCAGAUUCUUGCCCACAGUCAUGCAUGGAAAAAGAAAUAAAGGAAACACACACAGUAUUGAUCACAAUUUCACAUUUGUCAAGACCAAUAAGGCUUCACCACGAUUAGUUAUUAGCAAGCUUAUCUUGAGGAGCAACUAUAUCCACAAAAAAAGGAAUCAAGCAAGCCUUGCUAGUGUGCAGUCUCCAUGCAUAUCAUUGGUGUGGGGCCUAGUCCCGGCAAACGGAAACAAACAUAGGUUAUAUACCUAUAGUGCUGUAGCUUUAUUUCUGUAGAUAUUAUUUCUACUUUGGGUGCAUUUUCCCCUUAAGAUUCCCUAGAUGGGUGGUGUUCAGAAAUGAAACUAUGGAAGAGUUUUUGGCACUUCUUUGGUCCUUUUUUCCAUACUGGAGACUUACAAACUUGUUCCUAAAAAUAAUUUUCAAACACUUUGCUGCAGCUUCACCCUGCUGUUUUCCAGAAUUGCUCCCUUGUUCAGUUUUAUAUUAACAAGAAAGUAGGGAUAAACCUUAUAAUACUUAUGAUUAUGAAUCCCUAUUACAUUCUUAAAAUACAAUCAUUCAAAGAUUGGUAUCUCAAGUUACGCAUGGUAGGGUUGCGCAUGGUUGGGAUCUAAACCUCUAAUUAGAGGACGUUGGUACCUCACUUUUCUUAAAUAAAACGAACAUAUAAUUUGUUGCUGUAAUUUCCACCGAAGGCAGUGAAAUUUUGUACAGGAGCAGACAAAUAGUGGAGAGAUAUGGGAAGAAAAAUCCAGUGGCUCUAGAUUUUGGAUGUAGCUCCUUCAGCAACACUAACAUAGAGAUGCUUAUUCUGUAUUCUGUUCUUAUUGAUUUGGUUUACACACACACAUGUGAGAUUAUAUGUCCUUUUCAGCCUUUAGUUGUGUGUUUGCAAAAAAAAAAUAUUAAUUACAUGAAAUGGGUGUAGAAGCAAAACUGGUAAUUAAGCCUACCUCUCUGUUAGGAAAGGAAUUUCAAGGAAUUGGCAUGUACUGCCCUCAGGUGCACUGUUGUAGUACUUCCAGUUCACCCCAGUUCCUGAACAAAGUGUACUUCUGUAAACUGAGGUAGCAGCAGACAGAUACGCAAUGUGCCCGGCUGCCUUCCUGUUUCAUCAUAAGGAUAUUCUGCAGACAAGAUGACUGGCUCUUUUCCAGGAACUUUUCCCAGUUGUGUGCCACCUCAGGGCAUCGAAGUGUCAGAAUCAAGGCAAACGCACUUAAGCAAAGCCUUCUGUAACUUCAGGUUAUGGUGACCAUGAUAUUUAUUUUUAUUCUGCCUUCUUUGUUCGUUAGUUUUCAUACGUUUUCAAUUUAAUAAUUGUGGUCUCAUUUACAAGACAAUUAUAAUUCGGUGUUCUGUAUUUGUAUAUAAAUUUGAAUGACAUCGGCUUGGAUCCUGCAGUAAAUCUCCACUCAUGGAAGGCAUUUCUGUUAGCAGAAGAGAACUUCCUUGCGUCCCCCCUUUCUUGCUGCAGCCUGGAACAGCAUGAGGCGCAAACUAGGGCACUGCAGUAGGAAUCGGUGAGAAAUGCCCUCCCCCCCCUUCCAUUAGCACAAAGUUACUGGAGGAUCUAAGCCACUACGUUAAAUCUUAUAUCUCAUUUUCUUCACAGUUUUGUGGCUAGGUUUUGUUAUGUAUGGUAUGUGUGUGAUUGAUCGGGGGAAAUGUGGUUCUCAAUACCGACUUUUAGUUUCAUGUUAUGGACUCUGUGGUCAAACAUUCCACCAGCACAAAUCCCAAUGGGUUGUGCUGCCUUCCAUUUGCUGUGAUGUAAAAGGUUCUGUUUUUUUGCCAAAAUAGAAACUUCCAAAUAUAAAUCUAGUAGUUAAGUGCUGACCCCUUAAACUCCUUUCAUUUAGGGUAGUUGCCAUAAUGGUUCACCAUUGCAGGUUCUCUGAUAGACAACAUUACCUUUAACUUGAAUCUCUGAUACAACUACACACACGCUUAUGGCAAUAGUUUUUCUUGGCUGUCCCUAUUCAAAGCCAGAAAGGAGCCACUUCAAUAAAGCAAGGUCAUACCACCAAGUUCGGAACCUUUUGGAUCUAAGGAAGGGCCUUUCCAUCCUUCACGUAUGUGCAUUAAUAAAUGAAGGACCAAGGUGUACCACAUGUACCACAUUCAGUGCAAGGCACAGGGUUGAUGUGAAUGAGAAUGAGAGAGAAUCAGAGUUCACAGAUCUGAUAUUAUAUGGGAUGUUGGCAUCUUGAAUUGUCACCUAAACAAGGCAGAAAUGAAAUUGGCAAUGCAAUCCCAUGCAAAAUUACUCCAAUCUAAGCCCUGUUAAAAUCAACUCUUUGCAGGAUUGCACUGCAAAGUGCUUUAACUUGCAUGAUAGUUAAAGGCUGCAUAAACUAUUACAGUUUGCAAAUCUAGAUCUGUUUGGGAAAGGAUUUGUGGACAAUGUAUUUACACCUGUUUUGCCCUGCUAUAAUAACCGUUCAGUCCAGUGGAAAUGCUUUUUUAAAAAGUCAGAAGUAGCUAGAAUUCACUGAUCAGAACGAUCCAUAUGCAUUUAGAAAAGGCAUGUUUCCCCUGUCUCUAAGGUUAGCUAAGAUCCAAGCUGCUCACUUGAAAGUAAUCCCCUUCAUAGUAUUCAGUGUACACAAUUUCAGGAUUCCAGUUCAUUACAAGAGCUCCCAAUUAUUAACUGUAUGUGCAACCCAUCAAUCACCCAUCAAUCCUUAUUCACUGUGAUGGGACUAUAAUGGAAGCCACCUGCUGUCUUAUGGACAUUGAUAGCCCCUUCUGCUCUUUCUGCCUUGAAAGAAAAGUAAUGUAUGUGCUUCAGACUUAUUACAGCUGCAGUCAGCUUUGCUUCCUAGGAAUUAGUAAGGUCCAUAGCGCUUUGCUUUUCAUCUAAAACCUGUGGAACAAUCCAUUUCUAGAUAUGGAAUAUAAGAAGUAUACAUUUAUGCGUGAUUUUUAAAGAAAAUGAAAUGCAAAAAAGUGUAGCCCUCAGCUGAGCCUGAAAUUAUGGGCAACCAAUAUGGGCUUACAGUUUAGGCUCCCAAAAUACAUGUAGUAUAAUGUGAAUAUGCUCUGAAUGAUGGUACAUUGUACAUGCAUUCUGUUCUAGAAGUUUAGUCUCUAUUAUGUAUUAUAUACCUGGGGUCUUUAAAAGGGAGCAAUAGAUAUAGUGUCACGACAUCAGGACCUCAGAGCCAAAGGAAAUUGUAAAUGUUUAACAGCUGAAGUGACUACAGGCUGAUAUAUAUCAAAACAAAAAUGUUUGUAUUCAUCUCUGCCUUUUCAACAUGAUUGUACUUGGAUAAUAUUCAACAAUCUGAGCUUCUUCUAGUGGAAUAUGAAUUUGAAUUGCUUAAAUAAUUAAAGAUCAAUUGGAUUUUGUUACA